AGUGUGGGUGGAACUAUUUGUAUACGAAAGUUUUGGGGGAAAAAUAGAUCGUCGUUCCGUGAAUAAAAGUAGAGAUAGGAAAGUAUAAACUUUUAUAAAGCCGAGAUUUCUCCAUCUCCGUGACUCUGGCUUCUCCCCCCUGUCUCAGCCACCGACAAAUUCUGUUCACACCAUUCGUCUCCGAUCAAAAUCCCAUCUUUCUGAUCGCAAUGCAUGCUCUCAAAGACAAGGUCUCACAAAAGCUUUCUAAUCUCUUCGCUGAUUCCCCAAGCCAAUCUGCUUCUCCACGCUUCUCCAACUCCGAUUCUCCAAAGGCUAAGUUGAGUUCAAGUGUAGGCAAAUCAUUGUCUUCGUAUUUCUCUUUUGUUGUUCCUCAAUCUGGGAAUGAUGAUGAAUUGGAAUCAUGUCCUCCUCUACCCAUUAGAACAGACAGCUAUGAGUCUAUUGAGAAUUGCAAACCUGAAAAUGGGCAAAGUAAAGCUGGGACCUUUAUCUCAAUUGAUGAAGAUAAGGAAUCAAGUAAAGGUGGUGAGUUAGCGAAAGGAGAAAUCGGUAACGAUUACUUGGAAGAAGUGAAGCAGAUGAGAGAAUUAACAGAAAGCUCUGUUUUUAUUACUGCUAACUUGUGUGAAUUCUUGCAAGCGAGUCUUCCGAAUAUUGUAAGGGGAUGCAAAUGGUUCUUGUUGUAUAGUACGUUGAAACAUGGCAUAUCACUUCGUACUCUUCUACGAAGAAGUGGAGAGCUUCCUGGUCCUUGUUUACUGGUUGCUGGAGACAAACAAGGUGCGGUUUUCGGCGCUCUACUAGAAUGUCCGUUGAGACCUACUCCGAAGAGGAAAUAUCAGGGUACAAGCCAGACAUUCUUGUUCACAACUAUUUAUGGGGAACCACGCAUAUUUAGACCUACCGGUGCCAAUCGAUAUUAUCUGAUGUGUAUGAAUGAGUUUUUGGCAUUUGGAGGUGGAGGAAACUUCGCUCUAUGCUUAGACGAAGAUUUGUUGAAGGCAACAAGUGGACCUUCUGAAACAUUUGGGAACGAAUGCUUAGCUAGCAGUACAGAGUUUGAGUUAAAAAAUGUCGAGCUCUGGGGAUUUGCACAUGCGUCUCAAUACCUCUCCUCCUGAUCUUGGAGAUCACUUUCUUUGUCAAGAAUCGAGAUACCUCAAUAGAAAACAAAGAUCACAGUCUUUAUUUUUUGUUUUCAAUCAGUUAAUUGUUUCAGUGUUAUGAUUAGGCUUAAGACUGUUUUUUUUUGUCAGACUAAAAUCCUUUGAAAGAGUGACUAUAUUACAUGUUUGUAUCUGUGAAUUACUGAGAAUACUAAUUCAGCUGGGAGCUUAUUGAACAUUGAUUUGACUGUAAUUCUAAGAUAGUGUUAAUGUUUGUUAUCUAAA
Molecule: messenger RNA, 1394 nt
Organism: Capsella rubella
Lineage: Eukaryota; Viridiplantae; Streptophyta; Magnoliopsida; Brassicales; Brassicaceae
Product: TLD domain-containing protein 2
Exons: 8
Coding region: 210-1124 (304 amino acids)
Source: RefSeq, a predicted model, not a curated record